UUUAAAACGAAAUGUGUUUCAAUUAGUAUCUAUAAUGAUGUUUCCAAAUACCUGUUGUGUUCUUUGUAUGCGACUGACAAUGUUUCGUUUAAGAUAAUAGGUUUUGUCAUGCACAGUUUAAGUUGUUAGCCUUGAAGCAGAAAUGAGGGGCAUAAGAGUGCGACGUAGACCUUGGACUAUGAUAACUGGUUUAGCUGUUUGGUGUGGAUUUUUUACUAUGAUUUGUGCAGCUAUUACACCAGCACCAUGUGAUAAAACGAGACGAGUAUUUACAGAUCAACAUGGCACAAUAUCCGAUGGUCCCUCUGGUACAAAUUAUACAAAGGAUUCCCACUGUGAAUGGUUGAUAAAAGCACAAAAUUCAAGCCAAUUUAUAACACUCACUUUUAGUAGCAUGGGCACUGAGUGUUCUUACGAUUACGUCUUUGUAUAUGAUGGAGACUCAUUUAGAUCUACUUUAUUAGGAAGUUUUAGUGGGAAAACGGAACCGCAACAAGUUGUGGCAAGUUCAGGAAAUAUGUUGAUCUUGCUUUAUUCUGACACAAAUUACGUAUUAGAGGGUUUUCAAGCAGAAUAUAAUAUAUAUAAUUGUCCAAAUAAUUGUUCCCAACAUGGGGCUUGUGUUGGUCAUACUUGUGUGUGUGAAGGUGACUGGGGUGGUAAAGAUUGUUCGAGAGAAUUAUGUCCUAACAGAUGUGGUAGUCAAGGAGUUUGCAAAGGCGGAAGAUGUCACUGUCAUCCAGGUUAUUCUGGACAAGGUUGUACCUUGUUCCAUGAUAAUCCGAAAGGCAAUCAGUGGCAUUGGCUGAGUCAUUCAGAAUCUGGUUUUGCACCCAGGGCAGCUCAUACUGCUGUAUAUGUUAAUGAUACUGAUUCGCUAUAUGUGUUUGGAGGAUAUAAUUUAAACAAAGUUUUAGGUUCUUUAGAGAUUUUUAAUUUUAAUACAAGUACCUGGCGAGAUGAAGAUGGAAAAGAACUGGAGGGUAUGCCACCUCUUGAAUUGGAUCAUAAUAUUUUUAAAGAAGUAUUGGGCCAGAAUGGUCUAGGUGGUGAGCGUUGGGGUUUGCGGCCGCACGCCUCGUUAUUUAGAAACGUUUUAUAUUCGAUUUCUGAUAAUUCUACAUUCCGUCGUACGAGAUCUACGGAAUUUCAAAAUGCAUCUCUUUCUGAUUUUUCUGGCAAUUUUUCAUCAAGCAAGCCCUUACCUAGAUAUGGUCAUGCAGCAUGUAGAGUUGCAGAUGGUUUUGCUAUGUAUGGUGGAAAAUUAGAAAAUGGUAUGCUGUCAAAUGAACUCUGGUUGUAUAAUGUAACAUCCAAGCAUUGGUCGUUACGAGGAUUUCACAAUAAACGCCCUCCACCGCUUACUAGACACUCUUUAACAUUGGCAGGGAAUGAUUUGUAUUUAUUUGGAGGAAGUACUGAUGAUGGGGAAUUUUCAUCCAGAAUAUUUCGAAUUCGCCUAUCUCAAAACACAUCAACUGAAAAAGAAGUUUGGUCAGAAAUACGUCCUCGAGGUGGAAAAGAACUUGAUGUACGAGUUGUUGCACAUACAACAGUUUAUCACCCAACAUCUAAUUCAUUAAUUGUGUAUGGAGGUGUAGUUGCUGGUGUAGCAAGGUUUUCUAAGUUAUCAGAUAGAAUGUUUGCAUUCCAACUAAAUAGUAGGCAUUGGGCUGAACUACAUUAUCCAAGAGCUCAUUUGCGAGACAGCUAUGUUCCCAGAGAAAGAGCAUUUCACACUUCUACUAUAAUAGGAAAUUACUUAAUAGUUUUUGGUGGAUAUUCCCAUCGUCAUAAUAAAGAAGAAAUUUGUUACGACAAUCAAAUGUAUUUAUAUCACCUCGGUUGUCAUACAUGGGUAAAUCCUGACAUGCUUGGUAGAACACAAGAUUAUCGAUAUCCCAAACAGCAGGGAGUUUUUGCUCAUGCAGCCGCUGUUAAAAAUGGUAACAUAUUAUUGUUAGUCGGAGGAUAUCAUGGAAAUGUUAAUGGUGAUCUAUUUGCUUACACACUUCCUCCAAUGCUGGCUGCAAAAAAUGGAGAGUAUUUUGAUUCAGAAGCUGCAUGCCCUCGACAUCAUGGUCAUACUGAAUGUUUAGCUGAUCCUGAGUGUGGGUGGUGCUCUGCUGAUGAAGUAUGUUAUGGCAGAACCAUUGGUGCUAAUUGCACAACCAAUUUACAAAUCACUAGAUGUCCAGGAAUUUGUCCAGCUUUGGGAGAUUGUCAUUCUUGUUUAGUUCAUGGUGAUACUCCACCCAAUAUUUCACCCAGGCCAUCUGUAGCUUAUAAAUUGGGUUUUGGUCAAUGCACAUGGUGUGUUCAGAAUGCCAGAUGUCAUCACAAAGAUGAUAAUUAUGGAGUUUGUGGUGAAGACACGCCUUCACAGGUUCCUGGCUGGUGGGGACCCAAAGGCACUGAAGUUCUAAAACCAGAACAAUGCAGAGAAUUAGAUAAACGACCUGGACUAACAUUUUUGAAAUAUCAGCAUCCAGCCAAUUGGUCACAACCCGACCAUGUAACAAUAAUUAAUGCCACUACUGUUGAUUUUAAUGGUGCCAAUAAUCCAGCUACAAGAACUGAACAUGCAGUUAAGGGAGAAAUGGUAGCUCGACUUCAAGGAUUUAUUAGACCACCAUCAUCUUGGGAAGGUGCAGGAGAGACCCUCAAAGUUUGUGCGAGUUAUUCACAUGCUACUUUAAAAUUAAGCAAGAAUUCUGAACCUCUCAAAAUUGUUGCUAACAUCUCAGCGGAGCAGAGCAAAUGUGUUUUAGCAUCAUGGCCAGCAAUAGACACACUUAGUUUAAUGGUUGAUUUUGAAGCACGAAAAAGUGUGACUGGCAGUUCAUUAGACCCACAGCAUAGCAAAAUGGAACUACAGCAUAUGAUAUCCAUGGAAAAUCAUAAGAGUAAUGAGAACGCAAAAGUUUUUACUUUUGAAUACUUAGAGCCCUAUUCAAAUGGGCUAUGCAAUCAGUACACUAACUGCCUACACUGCCUCACUGAUUCUUUAUGUGGAUGGUGCGAUCUGAAUAAUCGUUGUCUUCCCAGAUCUGAAGAUGAAUCUCAAACAUGUGUUGCUGGAAGAGAUUGGAGAUAUCUUACAAUACAACCUAGCGCCUGUGCUAAUUGUUCUAAUUAUAUUUCCUGUGAUAGAUGUUUGGAAUCUGGCCUAUGUGAGUGGUGGACAAAAGAUGCAUAUUGUGCGCGUAAAGGCAGAAUUGAUGAUGCCAUAAAAUUAAAGGAAGAAUGUCCAGCACCGUGUCAUGAGCGUGAUAACUGUUCUUCCUGUUUAGAUGAAAAAGGGCGAUGUGUUUGGUGUGAAGCCACCCAACAAUGUUUUAGUUUCUCUGUUUAUACAAGUGAAUACCAGUUUGGUUUAUGCAGAGAAUGGUUAGAUCAGGAUGUACCUCUACUCCCAUCAUCACAUCAGAUAAAUGAAUCUCUUAAAGUUGAUCAGUGUAAAUCUUGUAGUAGGCAUAUGAAUUGUUCUUCAUGUCUACAAUCAUUAAGUUGUGGUUGGUGUUACAGUCCAGAAAAUCCAAUCCAAGGAGUGUGUAUGCAGGGAGAUUUUAAUAAACCAUAUGGUGAUUGCAAUUUAGCAUUAAAUACAACUCACGAAGAAAGCGAAUGGUCAUUUGCGCAAUGGUCAUAUGCCCAAUGUCCUGAUGUGGAUGAAUGUGGUUUAGGAUUACAUGAUUGUCAUAAAGAAGCUUUUUGUAUAAAUACUCACGGUUCCUACAGAUGCCAAUGUAGAAGGGGUUUUGAAGGCGAUGGGCGAACCACAUGUAGUAGAACCUGCUAUAAUAAUUGUGUGCAUGGUUACUGUAUGGGUGCUCCAAAUUAUGUGUGCCAGUGUCAUCUGGGUUGGGUAGGAGUGGAUUGUGCAACCAAUUGUGGUUGUCAUAACCAUUCAACAUGUCAAACUCGUGUAGGCGUAUGUGAUGAAUGUCAAGACUGGACUGAAGGAACAUAUUGUGAACGUUGUAAAGCUGGUAGCUAUGGCAAUGCAACAUCAAGCGAGGGUUGUCAACAAUGUGAAUGCAAUGGUCAUGGUGAUGAAUCCCUUGGUAUUUGUGAUUUACAAACUGGUAGCUGCUAUUGUCAAGAUAAUACAGAAGGUCCGAACUGCGAAAAGUGUUCAAGAAACUUUUAUGGAGAUCCCACAAAUGGUGGCCAAUGUUACUAUGAAUGUGAAGCUAGAGGCAUGUUAAGUGGUGUUUCUAAGCAAGGAAUCGGAUCAUACCAAUCACAUCAACCACCUUGGGGAGGACCACCUGCUAAAGAAUGUCUUUGGGUCAUCAGCUCACAAAAUAUUGCCGGAGCAUUAAGCACCAACAGUAUUUUACAGUUAACAAUUAAUUCUAAUGAUCUCAAUAUUACCUGUGGAGAAAACGCAGUAUAUGUAUAUGAUGGUUUGCCUGAUUUGAGUGGUACUGGACAACAAAGUCAAUUGUUGGGCGUAUUUUGCAGUGAAGAUACAACACCACCAUUGACUGUUGAAUCAAGAUCAGGGCAUUUGACAGUUCACUACAAACAAGGUGAAAGAGGUCAAGGUUUUAAUGCAGUGUAUGAAGUGAUAAGUUGUGAAAAAAAUUGUGCUCCAUCUCAUAUAUGUAAAGAUGGAACUUGUGUAUGUAAGGAAGGUUUUGCUGGGCCCAAAUGUGAAUUUGAGAUAUGCCCGAAUAAUUGCAGUUCGGUGUUGAAGCAAGGGGCUUGUGAUCAUGGUUAUGGGCGGUGCCUUUGCUCAUCUGGUUUUGGUGGUGAUGAUUGUUCUGUGGAGAUUCAACCAUAUCAAAUAGUUUACACAGAAUUAUUUAAUUCACAAUAUCUAGCAGACUCUUUAGAACACUUGAGAAAAACUUUGCCUCGAUUUGGGCAUACUUUAGUUGCUGAUAAGAGAGGUUCUCUUUGGAUGUUUGGUGGUUAUUCUUUAUCUCAUGGACCUUUAAAUGAUAUUCGACUUUUUGAUACAAAAAAUAACACUUGGAUGCCUGUGACUGUAGAGGCAACACUAGAAGCAAAGAUGCCACAAGGGAGAUAUUUUCAUGCUGCGGAAUAUGUACAUUCUAAACAAGCCAUUUACAUAUUUGGUGGCCUCACUGUUAUGGAAAAAGGUCUUUCAAAUAAUACAUUAGGUGAUUUUUGGCAGUUUAGUUUACAAAAUCAACGUUGGGAAUAUUUAUCUGAUUUUGAUAUUUCACCUCCGCCGUUAGCAGGACACUCAUUAACGCUAGUCAAAGAUGGUGACUCUGAGAGCCUUAUUUUAAUUGGCGGAUUUUCCGCUGUUUCAGGAUUUUUAACGAAUGUUUGGAUUUAUGAUUUAUUGACAAAACAUUGGCAGAUAAUAGAAGCUAAAGGGGCUGGCCCUAUUGGCGUAUUUGGACAUAGCACUGUUUACCAUCAUGGUACAAAGAGUUUGUACGUUUUUGGGGGUUAUGAAUAUAUGACAAAUAGGACAGUAUUGUCAAACAAAUUAUAUGCUUUAUUAUUUAUUGGAGGAACCGUUGAAUGGAGUGAACUUCCUGUAUUUCCUGAUUUGAAUAAUCCUAAAGAUCAACUUCCUAGAGCACGUUUUUUACAUUCUGCGAUCAGUACUGAGAACUACAUGGUUAUAUUUGGUGGCCGUACUUAUCCUCAUAACGUUACUGAUUCCUUGAUAGCUUAUGUUUACAAUUGUAAUCAGUGGAUUAGACUAGUAAAUGAUGUAGAAGUUGUGGGUACGCCUCCUCCACCUUCAUAUGCUCAUGCAAUGACCGUUGACCCAGAAACUAAAUCAUUAUACAUUGUAGGGGGAUGGGACGGAGCCUCCCAUAGUCAUGUCACCAAAGUUGUUUUGCCAUCAGAUUUAUGUACUUUAUGGAGUAGAGGAAAGCAUAUAUGCAGACAUGUGAUGGGAUGUAGCUUUUGCAAAUUGCUGGGUCUUCCAAAUUCAACCUAUUGCUUCUCGCAAGGAAGUUCAAAGGUAUGUGGUGAAAACGCUAGCGUACGAACUAAUAAUGGAGCUUCAUGUGACGAUGAAUGGUUUGCAAAUAGAGGAUGCUCUAAUUUUACUACAUGCACUACUUGUCUGGCUUCGUGGCCUUCCCAUUUAGAAUUAUCACCUGUUUGUAAAUGGUGUGCUGGAUGUGGUAGAGGACGUUGCAUAUCUGCGAUGAACGAAUGCGAUACAGAUAUUAAGUGUGGCAACCGACAGAAACUAACAACUGGCGUGACAAUUGUGGAUGAAUGUCCAGAACGCCAAUGUGCGGCAUCAGAUUGUGAGCAGUGCUUGCAUUUGGGAUCUUGUAUUUGGACUAGACAGGUUCUAAUUACUUCCGAAUUGGGUGUUAAAGUAGCCGCAGAACCGAUUUACAAUUGGAAUUGCGUAUCUGAAGAAAUUACAACAACUAAAAUGAAGGACGUAGCAGUUUGUGCCCCGAGAUGUACUGUCUAUAAGAAUUGUAGUAGUUGCUUGGCAGCUACGGGAUCAGAAGGAGGUUGGCAUGAGUGCAGAUGGUCAACGAAAUUGAAUGAAUGUAUUUCACCGAGUUAUCAAUCUUUAUACUGUGCGGGAGGUGUAUGUGGAUCUGUUCUGAAGCCCGAUAACGCAGGAAUGUGCCCCGAACCUUGCGAAUCUUUCACACAAUGUUCCGUAUGUCUGCGUCAUGCUCACUGUGGUUGGUGCUCGAGACAAGGCAAAGAAGGAGAUGGUGUUUGCGCAGAAGGAUCACUGGAAAGUCCUACAGAAUAUCCAGCAUUAUCAACAUGCGACGUGUUGUAUGCAAGUCGAAAAACCGAUAAUGUGAUUGCACCCAAUGAAACAUUUACUUGGAACUACGUUCGUUGUCCCCCCGAAAACGAAUGUGAAAAUGGACAUCACAAUUGUGAUGAAAAAUCUGAGCAAUGUGUCGAUUUAGAAGUGGGUUAUGCCUGUGAAUGUGGACCAGGUUACAAAUUCGACGGACAAAUUUGUGUCCCGGUGUGUACACAAGGUUGUGUGCGAGGAGUCUGCGUUAAACCUAAUGUUUGUACUUGUGAUUUUGGGUACGUUGGAGCAAAUUGCAGUAUCCAGUGCCAAUGUAACGGGCAUGCCAAUUGCCAAGGACCUGAUAAAUUAAAUGAGUGUAUCGAGUGCUUUAAUAACACGAUGGGUGCUCAAUGUGAAAAAUGCAAGCCUCUCUUUGUUGGUGAUCCCUCCAAUAAUGGACGUUGCGUUCCCUGUUUGGACUAUUGUAAUGGUCACAGUGAAGUUUGCAUCGCGGAUAAUACGGGUAUUGCGCCUCCACCACCAGGCAUGUCCCGGUCAGAUCUUGAAGAUUAUCUGGGAGAAGGACCCAUAGGGGCAGCGCGCUGUUUACGCUGCACGGAUAAUACCACUGGUAACAGAUGCGAAGAAUGCGUUCUUGGCAUGUUUAGGGGUUCUGAAGAUCAUAAACAUCCUUGCAGACCUUGUGAAUGUCAUGGUCAUGGCGACACUUGUGAUCCUGUGACUGGUGAGAAAUGUAACUGCGGUAACAAUACAGAGAGCGAUUCUACUUGUGCCACUGCUGGUGGUGGCAAAAAUUCUGCUUCAGUACAACAUUGCUGGAUGGUACAAUGUUCCAAAUGUCGAGAAUCGUAUGUUGGCACACCUACACAAGGACAUCAAUGCUAUAAACUGAUCUCCGUAAACGAUAGAAUGUGCUUUGAUGCAAAGAAGAUUGAUGAAUGCAAAAUGAAGCCUCGUCCUUUGAAUCCUGGACAAACAGUAUUCUUUGUGGUACAACCUCGUUACAUGAACGUUAAUAUUCACGUAAUAAUAGAUGUAACGCAAGGCAUGUUAGAUCUUUUCUUAAGCCCUCGUGAUGAUACCUUUGUCGUUACAACGAACGCUACUACUAGUUCUCAUUUUGUUGAUAUAGACCCCAAGUAUAGAAUUAGGGAUGAAGAGCCACUCAGUCGAAUAGAAUAUUCUAUGGGUGAUAACACUACAUCCGAAAGGACUUACUGGACUUCUUCUACCCACAGCACUGUAUAUAAUUUGGUGGAUAAAAAUUCAAAAGAUUUGAGCACGUAUAUAACGGUCAAUAAGAGGAAUUUUGUUCUUCAAGUUCAUGGUUUGAGAAACCGUCUUGUAUUGAUACUUCCACAGGAAGUUCAUUAUCUGAACUCCACCAGGUUUUUCAUGGUAUUAAGAGCUGUCAACAAUGAGGACGCUCCUGGAAGACCAAGUUAUGGAAUGGUGUUUACACGUCAAGACCAACUACAUAUCGACUUAUUUGUAUUUUUCUCAGUUUUUUUCUCUUGUUUCUUUUUAUUUUUAUCUGCAUGUGUAGUUGCUUGGAAGGCAAAACAAGCUGCAGAUAUCAGGCGUGCAAGAAGGCGUCAUGUGGUUGAAAUGUUGCAUAUGGCCAAAAGACCAUUUGCAUCGGUAACAUUAUUGAUGGGUAAUCGAGGUAGUCCAGCCGCCAUGAGAAAAAUUAGAGCUCGCAAAUUAGCUAUGCAAGAUAUUGGAGAGAUUAGACCAAUCGCUAUUGAGCCGACGAACGACGGUUCGGCAGCAGUUGCUACUGUAUUUGUUACUCUGCCCGGAGCCAACAAGGCACCAGUUUGUUUAACAAUGGCGAGUGCACUAAUUAUGCUGUCCAGACAACAUCCGGCAGCAGGAAGGCCAUUUAUGCGGCGUAGAAAUAGCCAUCAUGUCACCGCGCCUAUACAACCCACGUGAGUUAACUAUAUUCAUAUAUAUUGGUAUUGCACGUAUGUGCAAAUUAUAUUUGAACCAUAUGUUUAAAAAUAUUGAUCGUUCUUCCGUAUUUAUGCUUAAAUAACGUUAUAAAUUGCAGAUACAGAACAUAGUCGCGCAUAAAUAUUUUAGUUUUUUCUGUCUUCAUUUGCAAACCAAACGCAUAAUGCUUUUCCAAAAUUUGAAUCCACAUUU
Molecule: messenger RNA, 8899 nt
Organism: Ctenocephalides felis (cat flea)
Lineage: Eukaryota; Metazoa; Arthropoda; Insecta; Siphonaptera; Pulicidae
Gene: Megf8
Product: multiple epidermal growth factor-like domains protein 8
Exons: 19
Coding region: 143-8686 (2847 amino acids)
Molecular function (GO): protein binding; calcium ion binding
Source: RefSeq, a predicted model, not a curated record